Molecule: messenger RNA, 1364 nt
Organism: Oncorhynchus tshawytscha (Chinook salmon)
Lineage: Eukaryota; Metazoa; Chordata; Actinopteri; Salmoniformes; Salmonidae
Gene: rpusd1
Product: RNA pseudouridine synthase domain containing 1
Exons: 6
Coding region: 111-1238 (375 amino acids)
Biological process (GO): pseudouridine synthesis
Molecular function (GO): RNA binding; pseudouridine synthase activity
Source: RefSeq, a predicted model, not a curated record
GACGUUGUCACAGCUUCCGUGUUGUUGGUUUGUUCCUUGUCUCUGUAAUGUACAUGUGGGUCUACUGGAGAGAUUUAAUCAUAAACAGCAGGUCAGGCUGAGUGGUGAGUAUGGAUCCUGGCAGUAUGGAACCUGGCAGUGUGGACAGUCUGAGGGAACCGACCAGUGUGCAACCAGGCAGCAGUAUGGAACCGGCCUGUGGUGUGGAAACGACCAGGGGUGUGGAACCGUCCAGAGGUGUGGAACCCGCCAGGGGUGUGGAACCGUCCAGGGGUGUGGAACCGUCCAGGGGUGUGGAACCGUCCAGAGGUGUGGAACCCGCCAGUGUUGACAGUCUGAAGGUUCUGUAUCAGAGCUGUGACUACAUCAUAGUGGAUAAGCACUGGGACAUCCGCAUCGACAGCAAGAUGUGGUACGAGAAACACACUGUCCAGAAACAGUUGGGACUCCGCUUCCCUGGGCUGGCCGACCCUGGGACGUACUAUGGAUUCAGGUUCUGUCACCAACUGGACUACUCCACCAGUGGGGUUCUGUGUGUGGCUCUGAACAAGGCUGCUGCUGGCCGGGUCUACCACUGUUUUAAAGACCGCAGAGCUACCAAGGUUUACCUAGCACUGGUGAGAAGCUGGGUAGAGGAGGAGAAGAUGACUAUAGACUUCUCCAUCGGUGAAAACACCACAGAGGGAAGAACACACAUGAUGUGUAUCCAAGGAACAGACGGUUGUGAGAACCCCAAGCCCUGUCGGUCUCAGCUCACCGUGUUGGAGUACGGAGAAUAUGAUGGAGACCCUGUUACCAAGGUGAUGCUGCAGCCUCUCACAGGUCGUACCCACCAGCUGAGGGUUCACUGUGAGGCGGUAGGGCACCCCAUCGUAGGAGACUACACCUACAGCCUGGGAGAGGACAGCGCCCCCUAUCGCAUGAUGCUGCACGCACACCUCCUACACCUCCCUCUGGAGCCGCUCCCCCUGCAGGCCGCCGCCCCCGACCCCUUCACCACGCCCACUGACCCCCGCUGGCGCCCGCAGCGCUGCCUCCGGACUGUAGAGGGAGUCGUGGAGACCCUGCUGGAGCACAGGGCGGCGGAGGACAGGACAGAGCGGGAGGAGAAGAAGAGACAGCAGGAGGAGAGGAGGAGGCAGCAGGAGGAGAGGAGGAAGAGGUGGAGGGGGAGAGAGGAGAGUGAGGAGCAGAGGAGGAUGUGUCAGCAGUGGUUGUCUGAGUGGACUGAUGUCUGAAUUCUCCUUCUCCUCUCUUCAUCCCCAUCCCUUCUCCUCUCUUCAUCUCCAUCCCUUCUCCUUCUCCCCUCUUCAUCCCCAUCCCUUCUCCUUCUCCCCUCUUCAUCCCCAUCCCUUCUCCUUCUC